CCCACCCGUUUCACACUCGUACAAGUCACUGCAUGAAAACUUUACGCGCACUGAACCAACGCUGUGAACUGAAGCAAGAAUGCGCGGAGGCUGUGCCUUGAAAUCAAAGUGAGAAUCGGCACGCUUGUUGGUUUCCGGGUGUAUAGUUUUUUUUUUUUAACUUUUUGUUUGGGAAGUGAUGACACUGGAGCUGUCGGCAGGACUAUGAGCGACCACGACAUCCUCGAGAUGGAGUCCGACAUGGAGGAUCUGGGGGAUAUAGAGCUGGGCAUGAUAGAUGAGGAAGUUGUAUACCCAGAGGAGUUUUUACCAACUUAUCACUCUAUCAAAGAAGGAGGAAACGUAAUUAAAGCACAAGAGGUAGAGUUUAAUGACAAACCAGACUCCCUGUUCUUCAAUGAUGGUGUUAGGAGGAUUGACUUUGUCCUGGCGUAUGAAGAUGAGGACAAAAAGGAAUAUGAGAAGAGGCAUGUGUUCCAGAGACGCAAGAGACGGCGAGAAUACUUUGAGGCCAGCCUGAUGAAGAUGGGCAUGGAGUUGGAGGCUACACAAUCUGUUUUAGAUGAAAAACUCGUGUUUUUGAAAGUUCACAUGCCAUGGGAUGUGCUGUGCACCUAUGCCGAGGUCCUGCAUAUCAAGCUUCCCAUACAGCCCAACGACAUGCCGGCCCGCCCCUCCCCGUUGCGCUUUUUCUCCUGCAUCACCAAGCACUUCUAUCCCGAUGAGAAACUGAUCAGUAAGGAGUCCGAGUUCUUCACCGCCCCCUUUGAGAAGGAUCGACAAGAUCUCUUCUGUAUCAAGGACAAAGAUCUCUUCUUCACUCCAUCGAUGAGGAGCAGGAUGGCGUAUUACAUCCUGAGCCGAGCCCCCUAUGACAUACGAAGCAACAUAAAGAAGUUUGGCAUCACCAAACUGCUGGACAGUGGAGUUUACAAAGCGGCCUAUCCCAUCCACGAUUGUCGGUUCAAUGUCAAGUCCCAAGAACCAGAGUGUCCCAAUGAAAGAUACCUGCUCUAUGAAGAAUGGGCUCAUCCCAAAAGCUUCUACAAGAUCCAACCGCUGGACCUCAUACGGAACUACUACGGGGAGAAGAUUGGCAUCUACUUUGCCUGGUUGGGUUUCUACACGAGAAUGCUCACUUGGGCUGCUGUUGUUGGGAUCGGCUGUUUCAUCUACGGGUACUAUACCCGGGACACCAGCACCUGGAGCAAAGAAGUGUGCGACCCUGAUAUUGGGGGGAAAAUAGUCAUGUGUCCACAGUGUGACACGUGCCAAUACUGGACAUUAAACAGCACCUGUAACACUUCGAAAAAUCUUUGCAUAUUUGAUAACUUUGGAACGUUAGUGUUUGCAGUUUUCAUGUCAGUCUGGGUGACUUUGUUCCUAGAGUUCUGGAAGCGCUACCAGGCAGAGCUGGAGUACGAGUGGGACACUGUGGAGUUCCUGGAACAGGAAGAGCCACCUCGCCCAGAAUAUGAAGCCAAAUGUAUCUAUGAGAGGAAAAACCCCAUCACAGGGGUGAAGGAAAAGGUGCCAUACACAGCCUGUGGACGAUGUGUCCGUGUGUCGAUAGGAAUGACAACAGUCAUUUUCUGGAUAAUGUUGAUCCUGGCAUCUGUUGUGGCCAUCACUGUAUACCGCCUGGCUGUCUUCUUUACUUUUUCUCGUGAACUGAGGAAUACAAACUUGACAAUUGCUGAGCCAAUAAAGGAGUAUGUGACACCUCAGAUGGCCACUUCUGUCACAGCAUCACUGAUUAGCUUUGUUGUAAUCAUGAUCCUCAAUAUUCUAUAUGAGCGGGUCGCCAUCUGGAUCACAGACUUCGAACUUCCACGAACCAAGACGGACUAUGAGAACAGCUUGACGCUGAAGAUGUUCCUCUUUCAAUUUGUCAACUAUUACUCCUCAUGUUUCUACAUCGCCUUUGCAAAGGGGAAAGCAGUUGGCCAUCCAGGAAAGCCUGUUUAUCUUUUGGGAAAAUACAGAAAUGAGGAGUGUGAUCCGGGUGGUUGUUUGAUUGAGCUGACGACUCAGCUGGCAAUCAUCAUGGGUGGAAAAGCCAUCUGGAACAACAUCCAGGAGGUCUUGAUACCGUGGUUGAAGAAUUUAAUUUAUCGCCACUGUGUCCAUGUGACAUCGGAGAAAGUGAUUCCUCGCUGGGAGCAGGACUACCAGCUCCAACCCAGCUCAAAACUAGGACUGUUCUACGAAUACCUUGAGAUGGCCAUCCAAUUUGGCUUUGUGACCCUGUUUGUGGCCUCCUUCCCUCUGGCUCCGGCCCUGGCUCUGCUCAACAAUAUAAUAGAAAUUCGGGUUGAUGCUUGGAAAAUCACCACUCAGUUUCGCCGUGAUGUGCCAGAGAAGGCACAGCACAUAGGAGCCUGGCAGCCCAUUCUUCAAGGCAUCACUAUCCUGGCUGUGGUAACAAAUGCCAUGAUCAUUGCUUUCACGUCGGACAUGAUCCCACGGCUGGUCUACUACUGGUCUUUCUCAGUUUACCCCUACGGCAAUAAUACUGAAAACACCAUGAAGGGCUACAUCAACAGCUCGCUGUCGGUAUUCAGUACCAACGAUUUUCCCCCAGUUGAUGAUGAAUAUAUCCACACGCCUCCCAACCUAACCACUUGCAGGUAUCGAGAUUAUCGGUUUCCCCCCGGGCACCAAAGACAGUACGAAUACAACAUGUUCUACUGGCAUGUGAUUGCUGCCAAAAUGGCUUUUAUAAUUGUUGUGGAGCACAUUGUUUAUUUUACCAAGUUCAUCCUGGCCUACAUAAUCCCCGACGUCCCGUAUGCUGUUAAAGAACAAAUCAAACGGGAAAAAUACCUGACCCAGGUGAUCCUCCACGAGACCAACCUGAAGCUGGUGUCCAAACGUUUAAAGGCAACUGAAACUGAAACUGAAAGCUGAGCAUUUACAAAAGAAGGACUUGGAGGUGGAUGAAAAUGGAUGGGACACGAAAGCAGAACCUUUUAAGUGUGUCACAAGAAGAGUGUUCUUUUUCUCUGUAUUCAAUUCAGUUUUAUUUAUACAGCACCAAAUCACAA
Molecule: messenger RNA, 3047 nt
Organism: Pundamilia nyererei
Lineage: Eukaryota; Metazoa; Chordata; Actinopteri; Cichliformes; Cichlidae
Gene: ano6
Product: anoctamin 6
Exons: 20
Coding region: 205-2910 (901 amino acids)
Biological process (GO): calcium activated phosphatidylserine scrambling; calcium activated phosphatidylcholine scrambling; chloride transmembrane transport
Cellular component (GO): plasma membrane
Molecular function (GO): protein dimerization activity; chloride channel activity
Source: RefSeq, a predicted model, not a curated record